This is a messenger RNA of Anneissia japonica, 966 nucleotides long. RefSeq lists its product as uncharacterized. The record is from RefSeq and is a predicted model, not a curated record. NCBI's taxonomy places the organism in Eukaryota, Metazoa, Echinodermata, Crinoidea, Comatulida, Comatulidae. The transcript has 2 exons. Bases 1 to 891 code for a protein of 296 amino acids.
AUGGUUUUACAUCACCCCGAGAAGACAGCAUGUCACGAUCGAAAGAGGAGACAAGAAGUGGAGUUUGAGCACAUACGUCGUACGUAUAACAUCCGAAAGGCAGUCGUAGUGCAAUGCCGUGUUCAACGAUCGAGAGUCUUGGAACGGAAUGUUGUCGGAAUUUUACCACUCUCUGGUAAAAGUCUUCAGGAUUGCUUGAGUCUUCAGUCCGUGCCAAAGGAAUGUGUCCGUUACAGAUGGUCUGUACUUUUCCACAUGAAGUUUGACCUCACUCCUAUACCAGACGAUGUCUUGAUGCCAUCAUCAGGUGAGAAAUUCCAGUUUGUCUAUGGAGACUCUCGAAAGAGUGGAAGGAUCAUUGCAACGAGUGAACCAUUCAAAUUUGGAUUAGAAGACGACCUGACCGAGCUUGGUGGUGGAUCGAAACUUAAGAAGGAAGACUCACUUCUUACUCCGUACUUGGAACUUCAGUUAAAUUCCAAUUGGAGCAAUAACAAUGCAGCAGGCUCCGGGGAUGAAGACAACGAAGAUGGCAAAGAGGUUGACGUCGGUCUGGGCGACUCGAGUGGUAGCGACAAAGAAGACGGCGAUGGUAAUUGCCUGUCGCUACCAACAAUUGACGAGGAAACACUAGCUGCUAUACCAUAUACUGAAAACACUACUGCUCCUGCAACAGAGGAGGGUUCCAAUCUGGUGGCUAGCGCAGAGGACGAGUACGUAUUCGUUGCUGCAGAGGACAUGACUCGCCAAUGUUUGUCAGAUGAUGUUAGCGAUCAAAAUAGUUUUGAAACUGAGAACGUAAGAGAUAUCAAGAUUGAUGGAAAGGUGUGCCACUGUACUUUUAAGGAAAAUAGCAAUCGCAUUAUGCAUAAUUUUAUUUUCUCUGAAUAAUAUUUUCAGUUACAAAAUAAAGUACUCAGGCCUACUACUCCAGUAGGUGUAGGCCAGGUGGAUCUUUGGACCAGA